AUUUAUCUGUCUCUGGCAUCAUUGUGUGCUGGCAGAGGGCUGGACUCUGGAAACAAUCCGGAGCACUAAAAGACGAGGCAGGUCAGAAGAUCACUGGCAGACGUCUGACACACACUGAUCCUGAUGGCUCCCGCUGUGAUUCUCAUCGGCUGUCUGCUGGCCACAAUGAGCUGCUCAACCACAGCUCAGACUACCACAUCAAUUAAUGCUACUACUGCAUCACCUAACGCAACUGAUUUGUUGGCCAAUGCAACUCUGAGUUCGGCAAAUGCAAAUACCGCUUUCCCCAACGACACUAACAUAUUGGCCAACGCAACUACCACUUCACCUAACCCAACUAACAUGGCAUCCAACACAACUAACACAUCACUUAAUGCAACUAACACACCGUCUAAUGCAACUAACGUGUCACCAAAUGCAACUACAACGAAUGCAACAACUACUGCAAUGGCUCCUUUGUUUUUCACUACCACAACUGCAGCCCCUCCAGUCAACUCCACUGCAAACCUUCCAUUCAACUCCACUCAAGCUCCUCCAUUCAACUCCACUGCAAUCCCUCCAUUAAACUCUCCAUUCAACUCCACUGCAAACCCUCCAUUCAACUCCACUGCAAACCCUCCAUUCAACUUCACCGCAAACCCUCCAUUCAACUCCACAGCAAACCCUCCAUUCAACUCCACCGCAAACCCUCCAUUCAACUCCACCGGAAACCCUCCAUUCAACUUCACCGCAAACCCUCCAUUCAACUCCACCGCAAACCCUCCAUUCAACUUCACCGCAAACCCUCCAUUCAACUCCACCGCAAACCCUCCAUUCAACUUCACCGCAAACCCUCCAUUCAACUCCACCGGAAACCCUCCAUUCAACUUCACCGCAAACCCUCCAUUCAACUUCACCGCAAACCCUCCAUUCAACUCCACUGCAAACCCUCCAUUCAACCCUCCAUUCAACUCCACUGCAAACCCUCCAUUCAACUCCACUGCAAACCCUCCAUUCAACUCCACUGCAAACCCUCCAUUCAACUCCACUGCAAACCCUCCAUUCAACUCCACCGGAAACCCUCCAUUCAACUUCACCGCAAACCCUCCAUUCAACUCCACCGGAAACCCUCCAUUCAACUCCACCGGAAACCCUCCAUUCAACUUCACCGCAAACCCUCCAUUCAACUCCACUCGAGCUCCUCCAUUCAACUCCACCGGAAACCCUCCAUUCAACUCCACUCGAGCUCCUCCAUUCAACUUCACCGGAAACCCUCCAUUCAACUCCACUCGAGCUCCUCCAUUCACACCCACUGCAGCUCCACCAAAUGAUGUUCUCACAUUACUCACUAAUCUAGAGGUGGAGGUUUUGGCCGAGGAGUCGUCCACUGAAGAAGAGCGUCAGGCUGCACUGCGUCAGGUUGGCGCUUUGGUGGAGAGUUAUUUAAGAGAGUAUAAUGACAUCUACUCCUUUGAGGUCACGAGAAUUGAGCCGGUUUCACCAUGUGAUUGAAUCAGAAAUCAGCCAAGAAGAACAUACAUGUUCUCAUCUCUGGUGGACUUUUCUAUUUUAAUAUGAUAUUAUUUAUGGUGAUGGUUCAACUAAAAUAUUGCAAUUGUUAACACAAUCAUUUCAUUUUUGUGUGCUGUAAUCUUAAACAUAGAAGCAUUGUAUACAUGUGAUGCAAACUAUGGAAGCUGAGAUUGGAAACUGUUUUGUUGUUUUUGUUGUUUGGGAGGGGCGAUUCCUGUCUGUAUGGUUAUUUUCCUGUCUGGAUUCCUAAAUGUUUAACAUGCAACAUGAAAUAAAUAUAAAUAAUUGUACUCUA
This is a messenger RNA of Ctenopharyngodon idella (grass carp), 1807 nucleotides long. Its product is annotated as circumsporozoite protein. The record is from RefSeq and is a predicted model, not a curated record. The coding region runs from base 124 to 1491 and encodes 455 amino acids. The transcript is spliced from 5 exons. NCBI's taxonomy places the organism in Eukaryota, Metazoa, Chordata, Actinopteri, Cypriniformes, Xenocyprididae.